Molecule: messenger RNA, 2815 nt
Organism: Monopterus albus (swamp eel)
Lineage: Eukaryota; Metazoa; Chordata; Actinopteri; Synbranchiformes; Synbranchidae
Product: protein FAM53C-like
Exons: 5
Coding region: 262-1470 (402 amino acids)
Biological process (GO): protein import into nucleus
Cellular component (GO): nucleus
Source: RefSeq, a predicted model, not a curated record
ACGUUACAACUAGUUUGAAUAAACAUAAUCGACCCAGGCUUUACAUUUAUUAUCAAUCCUUUUCAUAUUCCAGUCUAACGAGUCAUGGCUACAACCAGGUGGAAUAAAGAUAAUGGUGGCAUAAUGAAUAACCUGGUCAAUCUGGCUGGUUGAGGUGUAGAGGGAACACCACAAACCAUGCCAGGAUUUUGACUAAAUUUUACACUGCCCCUAAUAAAUCUCAUCAUCCUCCAUGUGUAUCCCUGGAUCGUAACUACAGCUAUGGUAACUCUUAUCACAGAGCAGCUUCGAAAACAGAGUUUGGAAGAACCUUAUCACAAAGCUUUCUCAUUCAAUGUGAAUGUGUCAUUACCUGCUGUGGGCUCCAGUCCCACUGUCUCAUGGAGUGCAUCUACAGUGGGAAAAGAGACUAGCUCAACUACACACCCAUCAUCUGAAGCCAACCUUCUGGAUGAUUCCUGUGGACUUGACUCCCGAUGGCUCCCUUUGCAGUGUGGAAAACCCCUCCAGAGACCAGAGGUUUCCUUCACAGACAAGGGUUUCCAAAGCUCACCUCCACCACCCCCUUCAAAACGCCACUGCCGGUCCCUUUCUGUACCAGAAGACCUAUCUCAGUGCCGUUCUACCUGGCAUCCUAGUGCGUCCAAGGUUUGGAUUCCAGUUAAACGUGGCUGCCAAAGUGGAGGAGCAUCCAUUUCAGGCUCUGGAGCCAGCUCUCUGCCACUUUGUCAUCCCAGUUCCUCUUUCACCUCUUCCUCGCUACACUCAUCUUCUAGCCCUACCUUCUUUAGUUUGGCAAUGUCCUCUGACUCCCCACUACCAUGGAGCUUCCCAUGGGACCCCUGUGACACAUUGAAAGGAGCCUGUUCUGCCUCAUUUGCUACUCCUUCUUCCUGCUCCUCUUCGCCAGCCCCCCUGAUUUCUCGCUCAGCACUUCAUCGCCGCUUCUCCCUCUCACCCGUGCACAUUCAGGAUGCCUCUGCUGUGCUCCUGCCCCCUCAGCCCUCCCCUUCUUCUGCUGUGAUAUAUGGCUGUUCUGGCAUGGAACACCCAGCCCUGUCUCCAUCUCCCACUUCAGCCUGCAGUACACCAUCCUCUUCUAGGCGUGACCUGCACCCAGCGCUGCCACGAUGCCACUCACAGCCCUGUGACAUGCGCAAACCUCGCUUGAAGAGGCGUCAUGACUCGGAUAUCCUGCCAUGCCCCAGGCCAGGCCUUGACUUCAGCAAGAUGACACAGAUUGGUAAUCGUGAGACCCUGGUGUGUGGUAAAGGUGGCUGCAUAGUCCCAGUGUCUUCCCAGACAGAGCAGUGCUUCUCCCCUGCCGAGUUCCCGGGACAAGCAAUCAUUGGGCCACUAAGUGAAAGUGAGGAAGAUGAAAGAAGAAGGACUGCAAUAGAUGGAGGACAAAAGAUGGUUUUUGAAAGGGACUGCACUGAACUGGACUUGAACCUUAUAGAAGAAAACUGACCACUCCUUGGUGCUCCCAGUGUGAAUACUGCAUUCAUGACCAUGUUAAGCACAGCUUUAGGCUUUGUGCAAUCUAGUAGAAUUCUUGGGGAAUUGCUGCCCUUUGAAGGCACACCCAGAGUUCAUAAUCAAGAACCAAGCAAUUAGGAGCUAAUAUCAAUUUACAAUGUUAUGAUUGUAACACUCUAGCUAGUUCAAGAUUUCAACAUUUUACAAAAAUGUCAGAGCACCUGCCUGUUCAGUACUCAACAUGAGGGAAAUGCGCAUGGGCAAAACAAGUUUUCAUGCACACAGUUUUGGCUAAUAUUUCAUAUUGAUGAUACAGACCUUAAUUAUAAUUAACCAUUGGUGUGCAUCUUGCAAUUAUGUAUCCUCAUCAAAGAACACAAAGUAUGCAGUAAGCAGAAUGUUCCUAAUGUUUCCUCAUAAGUGAUUUUAAUACACACUUGAAGCCAAUAGGUUAAUAGGAUGGAGAUAAGCAUUCCACAGUUCAUCAGAUGCCGCUGUAGUCUACUGUUGUACUUGGGUCCAUGAAUGCGUGUGAGCUGCUAAAGGACAAUGUUGCCAUGUGUAGGCCAAAGUAAUAUUCAAGUAUCCCAGACAAAAGAAUACUAUAUGUAAAUACUCUCCUGUAGGUUGAACAGGACACAUUCCAGGAUUUUGCUGCGGUUCCUUAAUUUCAUUACAGACCCUAAAAAGGUCUUUUUUUUUUUUUUUUUUUUUUUUUUUUUUACACUGCUGUUCAUUACUUUAGCGUCUCCUGUUUGAGCAACUCAGCGUUCUCAAAGGCAGGUUUUUCCUUUAGAAGACAAGAGAGCUCUCCCUUUCUGUCCAUGUGGUCUGUUUUUUUUUAGGUUUUGUCAGUUGCAUGGACAAUAACACACCAUGUCAACAGUCAAACUGAUAAUGUACACUGACCAUGCUUUAAUCUUAAAAUCCAGAGUUCUUGGUGCUUCAGUUUUCAUUUCACAGCCAGACAUUUUUGUAGACUCCAUUUGCGCUGAAUGAUAUAUUUUUGAGCAGGUGGUAUAGUAAAUUCAAUAACUAAGUUGAUGCUGCAGCUGGACUAGAUAGGGCACAAUGUACUGUACAGUUGGUGAGUACACAAGUCAAGCCAAUUCUGAGUAUGUGACAAAGGUGGUAGUGACGCAUAUGACUUGGUGGCCUUUCAGUAAUGACUUUUCAUGUUUCCAGAUGGAAGUAUUCCUAUUGCACAAUUUAUGUACUAUUAAAAUUUAAUAGAAUGGUAUUUUUCCCCAAAAAUGUGGCUUGUCUUUAUUCAAAAAGGACUUCCUGCUUUUAUUCAAAAACAGAAGGUGCUAGAUUAGAUUAUUCUGACACCUAG